Molecule: messenger RNA, 1275 nt
Organism: Herpailurus yagouaroundi (jaguarundi)
Lineage: Eukaryota; Metazoa; Chordata; Mammalia; Carnivora; Felidae
Gene: PTGR1
Product: prostaglandin reductase 1
Exons: 10
Coding region: 134-1123 (329 amino acids)
Biological process (GO): prostaglandin metabolic process
Cellular component (GO): cytoplasm
Molecular function (GO): 15-oxoprostaglandin 13-reductase [NAD(P)+] activity; 2-alkenal reductase [NAD(P)H] activity
Source: RefSeq, a predicted model, not a curated record
GAGCAGCUCCGCCUCUGCGGGAAGCCCCACCCUCUCCCGGGACCCGCCUGGAUUUAAGGUGGAAGGCCCGCUGCACAACCUCAAACACGUUCUGUGUCUAGGUAGUGGAGCCCGCGUAUUCUCGAACUUCAGGAUGGUUUAUGCUAAGAGCUGGACCCUGAAGAAGCACUUCGAAGGCAGCCCCACUCAUGGUAACUUUGAGUUGAAAACAGUUGAACUCCCACCCUUAAACAAUGGAGAGGUCCUGCUGGAAGCUUUGUUCCUCACUGUGGAUCCUUACAUGAGAGUGGCAGCCAAAAGAUUGAAGGAGGGUGAUACGAUGAUGGGGCAGCAAGUGGCCAGAGUUGUGGAAAGUAAAAACUCAGCCUUCCCAACAGGAACUAUGGUAGUGGCUUCUUCAGGCUGGACAACUCACUCCAUUUCUGAUGGGAAAGAUCUGGAAAAACUGCCUGCAGAGUGGCCAGACACAUUACCAGUGUCUUUGGCUCUGGGAACAGUUGGCAUGACAGGGCUAACAGCCUACUUUGGCCUGCUUGACAUCUGUGGUGUGAAGGGUGGAGAAACAGUGAUGGUUAAUGCAGCAGCAGGAGCAGUGGGCUCUGCUGUGGGCCAGAUAGCUAAGCUCAAGGGCUGCAAAGUUGUUGGAGCAGCAGGGUCUGAUGAAAAAGUUGCCUACCUUAAAAAGCUUGGAUAUGAUGUUGCCUUUAACUACAAAACAGUAGAGUCUUUGGAAGAAACUUUGAAAAAAGCCUCUCCUGAUGGUUACGAUUGUUAUUUUGAUAACGUAGGUGGAGAGUUUUCAAACAUUGUUAUCCCCCAGAUGAAGAAGUUUGGAAGGAUUGCUAUUUGUGGGGCCAUCUCUGUGUAUAAUACUACUCGCCCACUUCCCCCAGGCCCACCCCCAGAGAAUAUCAUCUAUCAGCAACUCCGCAUGGAAGGGUUCAUUGUCACCCGCUGGCAAGGAGAUGUCCGUCAGAAGGCUCUGAAAGACUUGCUGACAUGGGUCUUAGAGGGUAAAAUCCAGUACCGUGAAUACAUCACUGAAGGGUUUGAAAACAUGCCAGCUGCGUUUAUGGGAAUGCUGAAAGGUGAAAAUUUGGGGAAAACAAUAGUGAAAGCAUGAAAAAAAAAGACACAUGGAAUCUAGAAUUCAUUUGGAUGAUUACCACGUCUCUUUAACCAUUUAGUAAAAAUACAUACUGCCUUCAUUAUCUAAAAAUUGUAAUGAGUUUGAUCUAUCUAAUAAAACACAUUUAAGUGGUAUGUAAUUAGCAA